AUGUCCAAGAUGAAGGCCGACGAAAAGUUUCUCAACCACAGUUUAAAACAACUGCGAAUCCGUCAAUUCUGGACGCAAAAAGGCCAUUCUGUGUCUUUCGCUUUUUAUUUUCGGUACUUUCUGGUAGUCAUCGUUGGCACGCCUUUUUGGGUGGGACUUUUGGUUCACUUCAUCACUGUUAUAAGAGAUGAUCUAGACGUGAGUUUAAGUGGAGACGUUUCGGUCCUAACAUCUGUAAUAGGUUUACAUUUCAUGUCAUUCACUAUCGUCUGGAAACACAAAUAUAUCUCCGAUCUCUUCAAUGCCUUAACGGCUCCUACAGAAUUUGGAAAACCGGACAAUUUUGAGAAAACUGUUCGUAGACUCAACUUGUACUCUAAAUCGUACGCUUGUUAUUGCGUGUCAGGGACGUUCACGUAUGCUUUAUUAAGAUAUCAAGCCAUUCCGCAAUGUAUGCGAGACAACGAAGAGAAAGGGUUACACGAAGUCUGUGGUACCAUAACUCCUUCUUGGUCUCCGCUUGGGAUAAAUUUCAACCGUUUCCCAAACAGACAAUUACUGCUCAUCGUGCAGCUGAUCAGCGUGCUUAUAAUUAUUUGUGGAGGCACUGCUAUUUCUUUUACGACGUUUGAACUCGCAACAGUCAUCGUGUUGAAAAUGAAACAUCUGCACAGAUUGUUGAGGCAUGCCUUUGAUGACACGAAGGAAGUAAUUUGGUGGAAGAACCUCGACCAUUGCAUUAAGUACCACAGACACAUCAUCAAGCUCCAGGAAUUAUUCGACAUGCAGUAUAAGUUCCCCAACGGAAGUUACGUUCUGCUAGUGGGGAUCGUGAUCGCCGGUCUGGCCAACCAAUAUAUGAAAGAAAAAAAUUUUGGUGCGAUUAUUCAUCUAGGUGGGUGGGUUUUCAGUUUCUUUAUUUGCUGCCAUGCAGGACAAAUCUUACUGACGGAAAGCAUGUUGAUACCAAACGCAAUUUAUAAUUCCAAGUGGUAUAAACUCCCGGUGGACUUUCAGAAAAUUGUUUUGAUGAUAAUUACGCGAUCGCAAAAACCCAUGGAACUGCAUGCAGCACCCAUUGGAGUCAUGUCGCACGAAUUUUUCAUUACUCUUGUGAAAACGUCGACUUCUUAUUUCGCUCUUCUCAGCCAAACGACUUAG
Molecule: messenger RNA, 1161 nt
Organism: Zophobas morio
Lineage: Eukaryota; Metazoa; Arthropoda; Insecta; Coleoptera; Tenebrionidae
Product: odorant receptor Or2-like
Exons: 6
Coding region: 1-1161 (386 amino acids)
Biological process (GO): sensory perception of smell; detection of chemical stimulus involved in sensory perception of smell
Cellular component (GO): plasma membrane
Molecular function (GO): olfactory receptor activity; odorant binding
Source: RefSeq, a predicted model, not a curated record